GGCUCCCGAGCUGAUUCCCGAUCCCUGAUUUCUUGAUCCUUGGUCCCGCCAUGGGAGCCUGAGCGCCCCCUAUUCCCCCCUGGCCCCCUGCCCCCGGGGCCUUAAGGGGGAAGAGGCAGCGGUCUCGGACUGAGCCCGGGGUGACCAGACUCGAGCCCAUCUCAGCACCCCCAUCGCCCGCGCUGCCGGUCCGGGAGCGCAGAGUUCGGAGCGCCCCGGAGCGCUGCGGAUACAAAGGCGUCGGGCCGAGCCGGGCGCCAGCCGAGCCCCCCGGCGGUUCGCAGCGGCGGGAGCGUCGCUUGAUUUUCUCUGAGACAAGCCCACCCGUCCAGCAAGAUAGAGUCCCUCAGGGUGACAGUUGAUUUCCUGAAGGUGCCUCUUGGCCUGAAGAAGCCAGUGCUGAAGGAGGUGGCUGUGGGGCCCCCCAAGAGGCCCCAGCCUGCGGCCCUGGAGCGCUACAAGGCGCGGCGUUCAGACGCCAUGGACACCGAGUCCCAGUACUCGGGCUAUUCCUACAAGUCGGGCCACUCCCGCAGCUCCCGCAAACACAGGGACCGCCGGGACCGACACCGCUCUAAGAGUCGAGAUGGGAGCCGUGGGGACAAGUCGGUGACAAUCCAGGCUCCAGGGGAGCCCUUGCUGGACAAUGAGUCCACACGAGGGGAUGAGCGGGAUGACAACUGGGGGGAAACGACGACAGUAGUAACUGGCACCUCAGAGCACAGCAUCUCCCACGAUGACCUCACGCGCAUUGCCAAGGACAUGGAGGACAGCGUCCCGCUGGACUGCUCCCGUCACCUGGGCGUGGCGGCGGGGGCCACUCUGGCGCUGCUCUCUUUCCUUACGCCACUGGCCUUCCUGCUGCUGCCUCCUUUGCUGUGGCGGGAGGAGCUGGAGCCGUGCGGGACAGCCUGCGAGGGCCUCUUCAUCUCCGUGGCCUUCAAGCUGCUCAUCCUGCUGCUGGGUAGCUGGGCCCUGUUCUUCCGCCGGCCCAAGGCCUCGCUGCCCCGUGUCUUCGUGCUGCGCGCACUGCUCAUGGUGCUGGUCUUCCUGCUUGUGGUCUCCUACUGGCUGUUCUACGGCGUGCGCAUACUGGACGCCCGCGAGCGGAGCUACCAGGGCGUGGUGCAGUUUGCCGUGUCGCUGGUGGACGCCCUCCUCUUCGUGCACUAUCUGGCCGUGGUCCUGCUGGAGCUGCGCCAGCUCCAGCCUCAGUUCACACUCAAGGUCGUGCGCUCCACUGAUGGGGCCAGCCGCUUCUACAACGUCGGCCAUCUCAGCAUCCAGCGCGUGGCAGUAUGGAUCCUGGAGAAGUAUUACCAUGACUUCCCUGUCUACAACCCUGCCCUCCUCAACCUGCCCAAGUCCGUCCUGGCCAAGAAAGUGUCUGGCUUCAAGGUGUACUCCCUCGGAGAGGAAAACAGCACCAACAACUCCACGGGCCAGUCUCGGGCUGUGAUUGCAGCGGCGGCCCGGAGGCGGGACAACAGCCACAACGAGUACUACUACGAGGAGGCUGAGCACGAGCGGAGGGUGCGAAAGAGGAGGGCCAGGCUCGUGGUGGCAGUGGAGGAGGCCUUCACUCACAUUAAACGGCUGCAGGAAGAGGAGCAGAAGAAUCCCAGAGAGGUGAUGGACCCCCGGGAGGCUGCCCAGGCCAUCUUCGCAUCCAUGGCCCGUGCCAUGCAGAAGUAUCUUCGGACCACAAAGCAGCAGCCUUACCAUACCAUGGAGAGCAUCUUGCAGCACCUUGAAUUCUGUAUCACACACGACAUGACACCCAAGGCUUUCCUGGAGCGUUACCUGGCAGCUGGACCCACCAUUCAGUAUCACAAGGAACGCUGGCUGGCCAAACAGUGGACACUGGUGAGCGAGGAACCAGUGACCAAUGGGCUCAAGGAUGGCAUCGUUUUCCUCUUAAAACGCCAGGACUUCAGCCUGGUGGUCAGCACCAAGAAGGUCCCAUUCUUCAAACUCUCCGAGGAAUUUGUGGAUCCCAAGUCGCACAAGUUUGUCAUGAGGCUGCAGUCUGAGACCUCAGUGUGACUGUGCAACAGCAGGGGGAGUGGGAGACCCUGGGGGCUCCCAAGGGGGCAGGAGGGGCACAGUUCUCAGGCCCAGCCGUAUUCCUGCCACUCUUCUUCCUCCUGCUCUUGUUUUUUUUUUUUUUUUUUUACUUGAAUUAACUUACUCCCACCCUCACCCUGUCUCCUCCCUCUUACUGUUUUAUCCCAUGUGAACCUGGAGAGACUAUCCUGCUGUCAACAGUACCUGGGA
Messenger RNA from Otolemur garnettii (small-eared galago), 2277 nucleotides. It is a transcript of the gene VANGL2, whose product is annotated as VANGL planar cell polarity protein 2. The coding region runs from base 481 to 2046 and encodes 521 amino acids. The transcript is spliced from 8 exons. Gene Ontology annotation, biological process: multicellular organism development; Wnt signaling pathway, planar cell polarity pathway; establishment of planar polarity. NCBI's taxonomy places the organism in Eukaryota, Metazoa, Chordata, Mammalia, Primates, Galagidae. Gene Ontology annotation, cellular component: plasma membrane. The record is from RefSeq and is a predicted model, not a curated record.